Molecule: messenger RNA, 7754 nt
Organism: Manduca sexta (tobacco hornworm)
Lineage: Eukaryota; Metazoa; Arthropoda; Insecta; Lepidoptera; Sphingidae
Gene: Sik3
Product: serine/threonine-protein kinase par-1
Exons: 22
Coding region: 292-5706 (1804 amino acids)
Biological process (GO): protein phosphorylation; intracellular signal transduction; microtubule cytoskeleton organization
Cellular component (GO): cytoplasm
Molecular function (GO): protein serine/threonine kinase activity; tau-protein kinase activity; ATP binding
Source: RefSeq, a predicted model, not a curated record
UACUGAUAAGCGCCGCCACAAACAUUAAAAAAACAUCGUUGCAGCUACCAAAUCAAUUAUCUAACGAGUCGGGUGUGUUUUGUGUGCGCUAAAAGCGUGCGAAUAAAAUAUUAGUUAAUUAUAAAAUUACGUUUGUUAAUGAAACAUCGAAGGACGCACAUGAACUUCCCGAGGCGAAUGACGUGAGAGACACUAGCGCCGCAGCGGCUGGCAGCUCGAACUAGCCGCAGUGGACGAAAAUCGCUCGUCGAGCCGUGAGUUCGAGCUGGUUUUCACGCGUUUUUCACGAAAAUGGCCAGCAAUAUCAAUCCACCGCACAAAAGUAAACACUUCCCGAUAGACCAGCUCGUGUGCGUGGGAAACUACGAGCUGGAAAAGACCAUAGGCACGGGAAACUUUGCCGUAGUGAAACUGGCCACACAUGUUAUUACUAAAAGUAAGGUUGCAAUAAAAAUAAUAGACAAAUCACGGUUAGAUGAAGACAAUUUAAAGAAAACCUUCAGAGAAAUAGCUAUCAUGAAGAGACUGAGGCAUCCACACAUAGUCAGGUUAUACCAGGUCAUGGAGAGCAGUCACACGAUAUACUUAGUCACAGAGUACGCGCCCAACGGUGAAAUAUUUGAUCACCUCGUAUCAAAAGGCCGCAUGUCGGAACCGGAAGCGGCGCGCGCGUUCGCACAGAUGGUGGCGGCGGUCGGGUACUGCCACGCUAACGGAGUGGUCCACAGAGACCUCAAGGCCGAGAACUUACUGCUCGACAAGAAUAUGAACAUUAAGUUGGCAGAUUUCGGGUUCAGUAACGAGUACAGGGCCGGCUCGCCGCUGUCCACGUGGUGCGGCAGCCCCCCGUACGCGGCGCCGGAGCUCUUCGAGGGCAGGCACUACGAUGGGCCACGAGCUGAUAUAUGGUCGCUGGGCGUGGUGCUGUACGUGCUGGUGUGCGGCGCGCUGCCGUUCGACGGCGGCACGCUGCACUCGCUGCGCAGCGUCGUGCUCAGCGGCAAGUUCCGCAUCCCGUACUUCAUGUCCCAAGACUGCGAGAACCUCAUCCGCCACAUGCUGGUCGUGGAGCCCGAGCGGCGCCUGUCGCUGCGCGGCGUCGCGCGCCACCGCUGGCUCGCGCAGCACCAGCCCGGGCCCGGACCCGGCGACCGGGACAAUGUCGGUGUGGGCGCAGAGCCGUCCCGCGGGUGGUGCGCGUGCCACGCGGACGCGACGCGCGCAGACGCGGCGGCGGCGGACGUAGUCACCGCGCAGAUGCUCACGCUGCCCGGACUCACUAAGGAAACCGUCCUGCAGUCGGUACAGGAGGAGCGGUUCGACCACAUCUCCGCCAUCUACCAUUUGCUGAUGGACAAAAUCGAGCAGCGGACCAGCGCCAGGAACAGCCUGCAGCAUAGGGAUUCCCUGGACGGCACUACGGGACAACCAUUGGAUCUCACUAGUUGUAAGAGCUCAGACGAGGAGCAGAUGGAGGCGGAGGAGAGUAGUUGGUCAGAGAGUCUGGUCUCCCUGCCUACCCCCGGCGCGACGCAGGACUACCUCACCAUAGCACCCGACGACCUCGAGAAGUUCGACGAGUGCGUGGCGCCCUACAGCGAGGAGCGCCGCGCCGCGCCCGCGCCCGCCGACCCGCCCGCGCUGCGCCGACACACCGUCGGGCCCGGCGACUGCAGGCACUCGCAGGGCGGCGAGCUCGGCGCGUGCGCAGUGUCGGCGGACCUGCGACCCUCGCCGCUGUACGUGUCCGCGCACUUCAAUCAGCAGCCCGGCACCCACGUGUCGCUGCUGCCCAACACGAACCUGGCGGCCAAGCUGCCGGCCGUGCAGCACCAGCCGCCGCGGUACUUCAGCGUGAAGGACCAGCAGCUGCUGAAGCCGCCGCACGCGAUGCAGACGCAGGCGUCGUCGUUCGGGCGGCGCGCGUCGGACGGCGGCGCGCACGUGCCGCGCGGCCGCGAGCGCGCCUGCUGCCACUCCGCGCCCGACCACCACGUGUCAGACAGCGGCUCCUCGCAGCGGCCGGAGGACCCCGACCAUUCCGAAGAACAGGGCAAUGACUCCGCGUACAAUGCUAAUUUGUGCAGGUAUAUGGUGAGUCGCGGCAGCAGCAAGCGGCACACGAUGGCCACGCCGGAGGACGCCGCCAGCGUCGCCGUCUCCGUCAACGCGCCGCAGAUGCAACCCAGCUCGACCCCCUCCUCGACGGGCAGCAUCAGGGUGCGCAGGACCGGGCUGCUCACCGUCACCGAGCGGCCCCCCGUAAUAAGUCCCGAGUUAGUUAUGGAAGUGGAAGCAAGAAUGAAGAGGAACUACUUACCCCCCUCGAUACAGUACCAGACGGGGUACCAGGGCCCCCCCACGCCGACGGGGCCGGCGCCGUCGAGCGUGCCGCAGAGCCCCACGCAAGGCUCCAUUACAGCAGGAACACCGAGUUACAAUCAACAGAACCAAAAAGGAAUGAAACCUGUGCUGGAAACUAUACCUCAAGGAAGCGUAAUGGCGACCAAAGGGUCCAUAAUGUCCGGUACCCCAAUCACUCAAGCGGUGUCGCCGUUCACCCCCACAAUGGGCCAAUUCUCGCCCAGCCACGGUUCGGUCGCCAACCAAACUGGGUCAAUAACGAGUUGCGUGCAGAACCAAGGAUCUAUUGUGUCCGGCACGCCAAUAAACAACUACGAGAAUAAAAACUACAGCCCGAGUUACUCCAACUUCCCGGGAACCCCGACCAACGGUGGUAACUUUGGGAACUACGGCAACUGUACCUCCAUGACGGAUUGCAGUUUUACUUUUAAUACAAAUCAGAGUUACCCCAAUAAUUAUGGCUCUAUUAAUGGGGGCCUUAUGGGACAAAAUGUCCAAAGUACCCCAUGUUUGCCGAGUGGUUCUUCUACGGGAUAUGUAAGCGGGAACUUUGGCUCGAUUACCAGCGGUACCCCUAUGAACCAGUCACCCCAGGGGCCAUCUGGGACCAAUACGGGAUACUCUUCGGGUAAUUUUGGUUCUAUAACCAGUGGCACCCCAAUGGACCAGGGAUCACAGGGACCAUCCGAGACAAAUACUGGGUACGCUCAAGGCAAUUUUGGUUCAAUUACAUCUGGAAUCACAAACCAAGUUUCACAACCAUCUGGGUCUAACUCAAUUUACACCCAAGGGAAUUUCGGUUCCAUUACCAGCGGCACUCCUAUGAACCAAGGGUCUCAAGGGUCGUCUGGUACCAACACAGGGUACACUUCAGGUAAUUUUGGAUCGAUUACUAGUGGUACGCCAAUGAAUCAAGGAAAUCAGGGACCACAUGGAGCUACCAUGGGGUAUAACCAAAGUAAUUACGGCUCAAUAACAAGUGGUACUCCAAUAAAUCAAGGCUCGCAGGUACCGUCUGGGACUACUCAGGGUUAUUCGUCAGGCAAUUACGGCUCAAUAACCAGUGGUACCCCGAUGAAUCCAACACAGGGGCAAUCUGGAACCAACACGGGGUACUCUCAAACAAAUUUUGGGUCAAUCACUGGUGGUACCCCAAUGAAUCAAGUAUCACAAGCAUCCGGGACCAACACGGGAUACUCUCAAAGCAAUUUCGGUUCUAUAACAAGUGGUACCCCAAUGCACCAAGGACCGCAACCAUCCGCUACUAGCACAGGGUACCCGCCGACCAAUUUCGGGACCCAAACGCAGUCCGGGUCGAUCACGGCGGGUACCCCAGUGCAACAGAACUACCAGGGUAGCCAGUACAGCAGGCAACGCAAGUAUUCGGGGCCGCAGCGGGUGAAAUUGCAGAUGUUAGCGACUGUGCAGGAGAUGGCGCGCGAGCACGCGGAGCGGUACUCGCCGGUGCGGCGCGCGGAGUGCUCGCCGCCGCGCCAGGCGCACGACCUCGCCUCCGCGCGCCUCGAGUACCAGCAGCUGCAGCGCGGUCUGGAGCGCCGCGCAUGCGUACCGGGUGCGUCGCCGCCGCUUGCUGACGCGAGACUUCACACGCCCGCCGCCUCUGUGCCCGGGUCGCCGAUCCAGUCGCGCUGCGGCGGCGGGCCGCUGGACCUGCGGCUGGUGUCGGGCGAGGCGGCGCGCGCCGUGCUGGCGGCCGCUCAGCGCGCGCUGCCGCCGCCCGCCGCGCGCGACCUGCGCGCCUCGCUGCUCCUCACGCAGGACGUGGCGCUGAAGAUUGGCAUCAACCUGCACGCGCUCACCGCCAACGUGAAUAUCUCCCAGGAACUAUUGAAGACGAUCCACAACCUCACCAACUACACACUGCUGUCCGGCCCUGCCUCCCCGGCGGGGCCCGGCUCUCCCCUCCACCAGAUCACCGAAGGCCUCAGCUACCUCCACACGGGUUCCAUAACCAGGGGCACGCCUCAACCCUCAGCUACCCCGUUAGACCUUAGAAGUAACGUAGAUAUGGACACGGGCCAAUAUCCUCAACUGCACCCGAUGGUUCACCCUCAAAUCCACAUGGUGACUCACAGGUCUUUGAACAACUCUCCUAUAUCGAACCCUGGAUCACCGCUAGACAUGAUACAAGAAGAAAUAGGGAAUGGAACCGAAAAAUUUGUGGACAGAAGUUUCCAGAACUACGUCUCGACGCAUCCACAGAUCAGUCUGACGGAUUGUCUCGGUUCGGAAAUCACUUUGGUCGCAUCGUCCUCGGAGGACAGUAUGGACAGCCUAGAGAAUACGAAAUAUCCCCUGCCACAAUUCGUGAUAUCGGAGCCGUCCGAUUUGGAUGACCGACCCUCUAUCACUAAAGGUAUUGGACGAAAAGUUAGUCAGGAAACCGAAACACAAGAAGUUUUCGAGACUAAAGAUACAGAAAUGCAGUCACCCAAAGACGAAGAAACUAAAUUUUUGAGUGAGGACCUUAAGUACCCGAGGAGGGGCAGCGACAAGUCUCUCGGAUUCAGCGACGACUCGCUCAGCAACGACUCCGCCAACGUAUCGCCUAACUGCGAACAAAAUGUACAGUCAAUUUAUUCCAAUAUAGUAUCGAUAAGUUCAGGCUUUAGUGAGAAUAGAGGAAGCUUUUCAGACCACAGAGGGUCCUUCUCCUUCUCUGACAGAGGUAGUUUCUCUGAGAGAGGUGAUUAUGGGCGCUCGUCCUUCUCUGAACGGAGUGAUUUUGGUCGUGGAAGCUUCUCUGAAAAGGGUGAAACUCCCAGAUCUUCAUUCUCUGCACAGGGCACUUUGGGAGAAGUCAGAGAGUAUGGAGAGGACAUGUACCUUCCCAGGGACAAUAGCAGGCAUUGUUUAGAAAAAUGCGAGGAAGAAACUACUCCACCGAGCGAGGACAUAGACAAAUUACAGAGGUCGACCAUGGAUUUGCGCUUGACGGAAAUCUGCAGACCUGAGGAACGGAAAAUACCAAUAUUAUUAAGCCCUCAGAAAGUAUCCUGCGUGCAAGAAUACUAUGAAGUCACCCUGUCCACAGUAUGUUCGAAGUUAGAUUCUACGAGGAUUGUAGAGCUGCUGAAGGAGGCCAUUAACAGUAGAGUACCGCCGCAAAACAUUUUCGUAGAGACCAACGACAGUAGAGACGGCGAUGACGAGUUAACUGGAUACUUGAACUUGGAGUACUCUGGCGGCAUCCAGAUAGAGCUUGUGGUGUGCGAAAACAAAGCUAUGGAGAAGAAAGGGCUGAAAAUGAGAAGGAUUUCAGGAGAUCAGAUGGAGUACGGCAAGCUUUGCGAACAGCUCAUCACUAGCUUGACAGUUUAGACGGCUGUCAAAGUGACAGAUGUCUAACAGCUGUCAUCCAAAUAAUUCCAAAAACGCCAGCGGACUAUUGAUUAGCGCGGCGUUUCCUGCAUUUAUAUUUUUUAACAAUGGAUUUUCUUCAUUCCUGCUGUUUUUGUGUUAUUUUAUUUUAAAGCCGCGCAUCAGUGGUUAUAGCCGCGUAUCAGUGGUCAGAACCGCUACUCAGUUGAUUCGAAUUAGUGAUCUUAAUGUGCAAUAUUAGGUAUGGAAAUUGUAAAUUUGUGACGUCGCUUAUAAAAUUAUUUGGUUUUAAAAUUCGAGUGACGGCUUCAAUGUCGUUGUGAUGUUUAGGUUCGACUCUGAGGAAUUUGUUGAACUAUCGAUAAAAACUACCGCGCUGUUACAUUGUCCGCAAUAUUGAUGUAAUUUUUGUCACACCAUCAGUAGUGCUAUACCUGUUUUCCAAAUACAUUAUUGAAUGCAUUUUGAUUGUAAGAAUAAUUUGCUUAUCAUUUUACAGUAAGCCUGAUUAAUUCUGUGCAAUAUAUCUGAUAUGGAUAAUAUCUCAAUUAUGUGGCUACCAACCAAAAAUAGCGACACCUCGCAUCCGAGUACCUUAAAAAUACAAUGAUACUUUCAUUUAACAGGUUUAAUUUGUAGACAAUAGAUGGACACGAUGGUGGACAAAAGUCACACGAUUUGAAUAGUGAACACAAUUUUGGAUUUGAAUCCAAAUAAUGCAAAUUGUACAUAAUGUUGUGAUACUUUAUUGAAAGUGCCGAUGUAAUUACAGCAUUCUCCGAUUUUAAACCACGACAGCUGAAAAUUAAAGCCGGCACUCAAGUGAUAAAUCCAAAGUUUUAUUGUGAAAUUGAUGAUAUGAGUUGUUAAUGUGAGUGACGGCUUUAAAUAAAAGCUGUUAUUGAGCACCGGCUUUGGAAGUUGUGGUUACUUUGGUACAUCUUGUAUCCGUAAUUUUUGCACAUAUUUGUAUAUUGCGUGAAGAGUUAUUUAUUCCGUAAAGAAAUUUUCUUUUAGAAUUAAAAUUCCAUAUUGCGGUUGAUGGCGUGAUGAUCGAACUUUAUUUUGAAAUGAAAAUGUGUCGCCGAGAACUGAAAUCUAAAAUACUUAUAAACGGUGGUAAUCAAUGACUAAGUGACCCGCUUGUCUGUUUACCCUUUCUCCUAGGAACAAUAUAAUGUUCUUAGUUCAGUGUAAUAAUAAUAUUGUAUUUAAUUUUCGCAAGCCAAGAGAGCGGGCACUGCGUACAACCUUUGUGUCAAUAACUUGUGUGUUACAAUCAUGUGACGCUGCCUUAAACUGACACAUUAAAAUAAUAUUUAGCACAGCUUUAAGACCUGUUGGAAUGCUUAUUUGGUUGCUGGGUAACAAAAUAUGUAAAAGGUAGGUCCCGCGUAUGUGAUUUAGUUACCUAUAGCACCAAAACCGCAAUUAUUUAACAGACUAUUUAUUUUCAAAAUAAAGUUAGGUAGUUAUCAACGUUACGUAGAAUAACAAAUUGUACAUUUUUUUUCUACAAAGAAAUUUAUAAUUUGUGGAAAAUGUCUGUAGAAAAAAACGCAACAAGAAACUUGAAAAGUUAUUUAUAGGCUUUUCUUAAGACGUAGCUGAAAUAAUCUUGUACACUUUUAUUUAUCUAAAAUAGUUGUUACGUAAGGUCUAAGGCAACUGAUGUAAAGUAUCCAGUUAUCAGUUAAACAAAUGCGGGCAGAAGAUAAUAUGAAAUCUCGGAAUCAAAUAUUUUUAAAAGUAUUCCAAAUCCAAACAGGCCAAUAAAUCCAUAGAUUAUAAAGUUCUUUAGUAGAAUGAUCGUUAUUCGUGUGAUAGCGACAUCUGUGUUCCGUUUUAGUAAACUAGUUUCACGUGCGCGUCGAGAGAUGACGCUGGCAAGUAAACGCACAGUCGCAGCGCGACGCCCUGUCCUUCACACGAUAGGCUAAGUAGAUAGGAUAUAGUAGGAUAAGUUAUUUGCCAUAAGAGUUAGCGCCAUGUACGGAGACGUAUCAUUGUAAAUAUUAUUUUAAUAAAUUCCGAUUCCAAUUAUGUUA